AUGGAGACUGCGCGAGCAGCUCACGAAAGCAAAUUCGCGACCUUCAGACACAACAGGGAGACAAAAUUCCACCAACAACCGCCAAAGACACUGUAUCAGCUUGGAUUGACGUUGUGCUGGCAAUCUGGUCUUCAAGAUCGAGAAGAAAAAGACCAAUCGCUAGUCCUCAUUGAUGUAUGCAGCUCCUACGUGGGUGUCUACGUCGAAUUCGAAUAUACGCGCCACGUCACUCCACCUACAAACAACGCACAUGAGACACGAAUGAUGGAGUGGCUCUGUGAAAACACACCCGCCGUGGAUACAUCAUUGCUUCCUGCGUACGGCUGCCGAAAGUACCAGACCGAAAAAGAGAAAUGGCUAAAAGAGUAA
Molecule: messenger RNA, 369 nt
Organism: Plasmopara halstedii
Lineage: Eukaryota; Oomycota; Peronosporomycetes; Peronosporales; Peronosporaceae
Exons: 1
Coding region: 1-369 (122 amino acids)
Source: RefSeq, a predicted model, not a curated record